Betta splendens (Siamese fighting fish) is the source of this 2607-nucleotide messenger RNA. It is a transcript of the gene gata2a, whose product is annotated as GATA binding protein 2a. Gene Ontology annotation, biological process: positive regulation of angiogenesis; negative regulation of transcription by RNA polymerase II; positive regulation of transcription by RNA polymerase II. Bases 419 to 1795 code for a protein of 458 amino acids. The record is from RefSeq and is a predicted model, not a curated record. Gene Ontology annotation, cellular component: nucleus. Gene Ontology annotation, molecular function: DNA-binding transcription factor activity, RNA polymerase II-specific; RNA polymerase II cis-regulatory region sequence-specific DNA binding; zinc ion binding. Lineage: Eukaryota; Metazoa; Chordata; Actinopteri; Anabantiformes; Osphronemidae. The transcript has 6 exons.
CCGCAUCAGUCUGCGCCACAUCUUCUUAAUGAGGCUGAGCACUGCACGGAUCAGGAGGUUUACACGCUCAAGCUGCAUCUGCCGUCAGCUGAUUUAAAUUGCAACAGGUAUCCACGGGAACACAUAGCUUUUUUCCCCACCCCUUCCACGCGAAGCCGGGAUGCGCCGCUCCGACGCUGACGCAGCCGUGGAUUACUUUGACUUUACUUUCGACCUGUAAUCAGGCAUCCCGGAGGAGAGAGGAGGAGACCGGGGUAUUUACGGAUUCUAUUUCUGACGUAAACAAACACAGCUGAGACGUCCACACUUCAGGAACUAUAUUGUAAGGAGGAAUUAACUUCCAGCUGGAAGUAAAUAUAGCCUACACGUAGCACAACACACAGAGGCGCGUUCAGGGGACAAGAAGCUGAGCUCAGUCAUGGAAGUCGCAGCGGCCGAUCAGUCUCGGUGGAUGGCGCACCAUCACGCGGUGCUGAACGGCCAGCACCCGGACUCUCACCACCACAGCCUGAGCCACAACUACAUGGAGCCCAUGGCGCCGCUGCUGCCCCAGGACGAGGUCGACAUGUUUCUCAACCACUUGGACUCUCAAGGGAACCCAUAUUACGCCAACUCCCGGGCGAGAGUCACGUACAGCCAAGCACACGCUCGCCUCACUGGGAACCAGGUCUGUCGUCCACACCUCAUCCACAGCCCGAGCAUUUCCUGGCUGGACCCGGGCAAAGCAGCGCUGUCUGCCGCGCACCACCACAACGCAUGGGCGGUCAGCCACUUCAGCAAGCCCGGCCUGCACCCCACCGGCUCCGGCUACGCCUGCAGCAGCAGCACCGGCACGGCUCCCGUGUCCUCGCUCACGCCGGCGUCCCACUCGAGCCCUCACCUCUACAGCUUCCCCCCCACUCCGCCGAAAGACGUCUCCCCGGACCCGGGCCCGACCUCCCCGACCUCCACCUCGACCAGGAUGGACGAGAAGGAGUCCAUCAAGUACCAGGUGCCGCUGACGGACGGGAUGAAGAUGGAGAGCUGCAGCCCGCUGCGCGGCGGCCUGGCCUCCAUGAACGGCCAGGCCGCGGCCACGCACCACCCCAUCCCGACCUAUCCGGCCUACCCCCUGCCCACGCCCCACGACUACAGCGGCAGCCUCUUCCACCCCGGCAGCCUGCUCGGCGGGUCCUCCUCCAGCUUUACGCCCAAAUGCAAAAGCAAAACCCGGUCGAGCUCAGAGGGCCGUGAAUGCGUGAACUGCGGCGCCACCUCCACCCCGCUGUGGCGGCGGGACGGCACCGGCCACUACCUGUGCAAUGCCUGCGGACUGUACCACAAGAUGAACGGACAGAACCGGCCGCUCAUCAAGCCCAAACGCAGACUGUCCGCCGCUAGACGUGCAGGCACCUGCUGCGCAAACUGCCAGACCACCACCACCACCCUGUGGAGGCGCAACGGGAACGGAGACCCGGUGUGUAACGCCUGCGGCCUUUACUUUAAACUACACAAUGUCAACCGGCCCUUGACCAUGAAGAAAGAAGGCAUCCAGACGCGCAACCGCAAGAUGUCCAGCAAGUCCAAGAGGAGCAAGCGGGCCGGGGACGGCUUCGACGAGCUGUCCAAGUGCAUGCAGGACAAGGCCUCGCCCUUCGGCGCCGCGCCGGGCCUCGCCGGCCACAUGACCCACAUGGGUCACCUUCCUCCGUUCAGCCACUCGGGACACAUGCUGCCCACGCCCACGCCCAUCCACCCCUCCUUCGCUCACCCCCACCACGCCAACCGGUCGCCGGUCUGGGCCGAGCCUCACUGAGGCCCCUCCAGAACCAAGACGACUCCUCCGUCCGCAGGAGCCGCCAACACUAAGCGGCCGGGAGCCGCGCGGCGCUGCUCCCGUCACCUACGGUGGUUGGAGGGAGGUUGGACUCGAUGGCUGAUGCCCGCGUCACGCUCGGCGGCAGGACCCGUUUGGACUCUGUGAAGACCCAAGGUGGUGGUGGGGGGGGGGCGGGGGCGCUCCUCUGGUGUCUGAGCUUUGCAGGAGGGGAGUGAAUGGAGGCGCCUGUCGUUGGGCUUUGCUUAUUUGUACUGAGUCACUUUGGUACCAGCUUCUCCUCGGCCCCGGUAAGAGGAGACUCAUGAGAGGUCUUAUUGUUCUCACCUCACUGCCAUCUCAUCACGUAUUGACACCCGCGCAGCCCGUCCACCUCCAGACGGACCCCUCCGUGAGGCGGGACCACGGCUCCCACCACCGGUCAGGCUGAGGCCAUAUUACCCACGAACCGGUGCACUCCUCGCACGCUGGACUGUUCACCCACACAGUGCUCACCCGUUUUUAAUAAUGGACUUUUAUGGAAAAAAAGACAGUAAAUAAGAGUGUUUAUAAAUGCUUAAUUGCUAUUAUUGUUGUUAUAUUUGAUGUUAUAAUUAUUGCUACGAUAAUUUAUUUUCACUCUCUAAGCUUUCAUCGAAGACACACGGAAAUUGUUAUGAUUUUGAUUUCAUGGUUAUUACGUAAAGAAAAAAACACUGACCUAUCUUAGAUGAAAAAGUCCCUGAGCUGUACGUUUUUAUCAUUUUUCCAUCUCACAAACGUAAAGGAAAUAAAGUUUAAUACAGCAGUCA